AACAAUGGCCCUCUUUCUGCAUAUGAUAAUCAAUCUCACCUUCUUCCUCCACGUUUAACCUAGCCGCACAGGAACCUCGUCACCGCCAUCAGUCGAGUCCGCUGCUCACCGUCCAUCGAUCUCCGGUCGCAGCCGUUCCGUCCACGCUCAUCGUAGUAGACAAAGCGUCUCCAUUCCAAUGGGGGCGUACAAGUACGUGUCAGAGCUAUGGAGGAAGAAACAGUCCGAUGUGAUGAGGUUUCUACAGAGGGUGAGAUGCUGGGAAUAUCGACAACAUCCAUCAAUUGUUCGUGUCAAUCAUCCCACUCGCCCAGAUAAAGCUCGACGUCUUGGUUACAAGGCCAAGCAGGGGUAUGUGGUUUACAGGGUCCGAGUGCGACGUGGUGGUAGGAAGAGGCCUGUUCCGAAGGGUAUUGUGUAUGGAAAACCAACCAACCAGGGUGUAACCCAGUUGAAGUUCCAGCGCAGCAAGCGAUCAGUUGCAGAAGAACGGGCGGGGCGAAAGUUAGGUGGUUUGAGAGUUGUUAAUUCAUACUGGAUUAACGAGGAUUCUACCUACAAAUACUAUGAGGUGAUUUUGGUUGAUGUUGCCCAUAAUGCGGUUCGCAAUGACCCGAGAAUCAACUGGAUCUGCAAUCCAGUCCACAAACACAGGGAGCUCAGAGGACUCACAUCAGCUGGUAAGAAGUACAGGGGUCUUCGAGGAAAAGGGCACUUGCACCACAAAGCCAGGCCUUCCCGCCGAGCAACCUGGAAGAGGAACAACACUCUCUCCCUGCGUCGAUAUCGAUGAUUUUGGUAUUACUUUUCUCUGUUUUGGUAUUUUUGCUAUGAGCAUUCUGUUCGUGGUUGGAGAAUGUAGUGGAAGUUACUUCAAUCCAAAAAGUUUUGAACUUCAUAAUUUACAUAGAGAAUUGUGAGGAUGUUUCCAAACUAAACUAAUUAGCAACUUCUGUCUUUAUUGAAAUCAAUUUGUCUUUUUUUCUCUCGA
Messenger RNA from Cucumis sativus (cucumber), 991 nucleotides. RefSeq names its product 60S ribosomal protein L15-1. The record is from RefSeq and is a predicted model, not a curated record. Gene Ontology annotation, molecular function: RNA binding; structural constituent of ribosome. Bases 179 to 793 code for a protein of 204 amino acids. Gene Ontology annotation, cellular component: cytosolic large ribosomal subunit; ribosome. Lineage: Eukaryota; Viridiplantae; Streptophyta; Magnoliopsida; Cucurbitales; Cucurbitaceae. Gene Ontology annotation, biological process: cytoplasmic translation. The transcript has 4 exons.